AUGCGCUUCACUUCCUCCGAAUGGCGCGCCAGCGGUCUCCUCAACACUGCGGAAGAUGAGCUUCUGGACCUAGGGGUCGGGACUAACUUAUGGUUGAACGGAUGUAAUCAAGUAAACGCCGUCGUCUUGCUUAAAUGGUCUAAAACCUCCAACGACAGAGUGAAGGGUACCGCUGAAGUUUGGCGCAGAGGUGUCGGUGGGUGCGGUCUUACCGCGCAUACAAAGAUUAUCUUCCCUGCCCCUAAUCCUGCGCCCGCUCCUGGCACUGAUAUCAUCGAGUUCAGUAGACAGGAUCUCUUUGGUCACCACAUGCGUCCGGGAAGAAGCCUGACCGACGUGUUUCCGUUAGAUCUGGAAGAUCUGCGGGAUUUUGCUCGAGAGCGGCUGAUGGUGUUAAUGGGACUUACUCCGGCUUGA
Aspergillus fumigatus Af293 is the source of this 417-nucleotide messenger RNA. RefSeq lists its product as uncharacterized. The record is from RefSeq and is a predicted model, not a curated record. The transcript is spliced from 3 exons. Lineage: Eukaryota; Fungi; Ascomycota; Eurotiomycetes; Eurotiales; Aspergillaceae. The coding region runs from base 1 to 417 and encodes 138 amino acids.